Molecule: messenger RNA, 655 nt
Organism: Trichobilharzia regenti
Lineage: Eukaryota; Metazoa; Platyhelminthes; Trematoda; Strigeidida; Schistosomatidae
Source: the annotation of a GenBank genome assembly
AUGGUGUUAAAAUGUCCAAAGCUCAAGCUCAAUAUGGAGCGAAAGAAAAAGAAUCUGUUGAUGGGAACUUUGUGCAUUAUUGGAGCAGUUCUUAUUCAUAUGACUUUCGGAUACUUCUACACAAUAGCAAAUAUGGUUCCAUAUAUCCUUAGUUAUAUCAAAGCGUACGUUGACCCAAAUAUUGAAACUAAGACAUCUGUUUGGCUCUCAGCAUUGGCUCUGGCUUGCCAAGGUGCAACUAUGGCACUCGGUGGUAUUGUGCAUGAGAAAGCCGGUUUUCGUGUGGUUGUGUCAGUAAGCUGUAUUCUUCACAGUGGGAGUGUCUUUUUAACGUACAUUACAAUUCAGAGGUCAUAUAUUGGCGUAAUUAUAACAUAUUCAGUGCUCAUGGGUUUGGGUCUUGGGUUUGGAUACUCUGUAGUGAUGGCUGUAGCAGCUAAAUGGUUUCCCAAACGACGAUUUCUGGUCGUAGGUUUAGUUGUUGGUGGGUUUGGAUUGGGAGCACUUGUUUUUACACCUAUUCAAACAGCCAUUAUAAACCCGAAUAACGUUCCUGUCAACAAAGACACACAUCUCUUUGAUGAUCCUGAUGUCCUGCGUCGUAUUCCUAAUGCAUUGCUUAUUUUGGGUGGAAUAUUAUUCGCGGCGCAAGUAA